Tribolium castaneum (red flour beetle) is the source of this 8475-nucleotide messenger RNA. RefSeq names its product enoki mushroom (gene enok). Gene Ontology annotation, molecular function: DNA binding; transcription coregulator activity; histone acetyltransferase activity. The coding region runs from base 675 to 7832 and encodes 2385 amino acids. Lineage: Eukaryota; Metazoa; Arthropoda; Insecta; Coleoptera; Tenebrionidae. Gene Ontology annotation, cellular component: MOZ/MORF histone acetyltransferase complex; chromatin; nucleosome. The transcript is spliced from 6 exons. The record is from RefSeq and is a predicted model, not a curated record. Gene Ontology annotation, biological process: nucleosome assembly; negative regulation of DNA-templated transcription; positive regulation of transcription by RNA polymerase II.
UACAAAUCGAUUAGACAGGUAUUUUGACAGAUGUAGCAAAUGUCAUCGCGUUUGAGGCUUUCUGUCAUUAAAGUUUGAUGUUGUUUGUGUAAAUGGGGUUAUGUGGUGUGAAUGAUCGUUGUUUUUGGGCGUAAAGACAGGUAAAAGCGAUUAAGUGGUAAUAAAGCGUUGUUGAAUUCGGGCAUGCCCCCCGCCCCCAGCCGCCGGAAGUACGUAUUAUUGCCAUGUAUUUGAUCUGUCGGUUAAAGUGGGGUAUCUGAAGGAUGCGCGCGCAGCUCUGGCCAUUUUGUCACAAUAUUAACCUUUUGUUGUGAUGUGUCUAUUGCGAUGAAUAAUGUCCGUAAUUGAAUUAUCGUGUGUCAUAAUUAGGUGUAGUGAUUAGUUCUUCGCGAUGUCGGUGCAGUGAUGGUGGGCGAUUUCGGCUAGCCGUCGACCUCGUGGAGCUCUUUGACGGUGGAAUCUGAGGCAAGCUGCCGCCGGACAGAACCGUUGGCCAACCGUCGCUUCAGCUCAUCGUCGGCGUCGCUUGCACGGCUCGAAGCCCGGGGGCGGCGAGCGGCCGCCGGCCCGCGACCUGCGAAGCGUUUAGCGCGGCACAAGAUGGCUACCGUCGGGACCUCGAUCCGCCAGUUUUAGUCGGGCGCCCGGGGCAACGCCCCUGAGGACGCUUCACCAUGUGCGAGCCCGAGGAGGUGCCCCAGAGCGUGUGGUCGCGCUGGAUCCUCGACGCCAUCCGCAAGAUCCGCUCCCAGAAGCAGCGGCCCAGCGUCGAGCGCAUCUGCCAUGCCAUCCGGCAGCACCACAACUACCACGAAGACGUGGUCGCCGAGCACCUGGAGGCGGCCGUCAAGGAGUGCGCCGUCCUCAAGGUCUUCAACAAGGGCCAGAGCUCCUACAAGGACCCCGGCGGCCUCCAGAACAGGACCCUUCGCAUCGAAAAGGGGACCGAUCUGAGCAAAGUUGUGGCGAAGGCCGUUAGGGAGCUAGGGGAGCGUGACGGCUCCACCGUUAAAUCCAUCGAAAAGUACAUAAGGCAGUCGCAUACGGUCGUUGAAGGGCCAGAUGUUGAACUCAAAAACGUGCUUAGGAUGGCUACCAAGAGGGCCGUCGCCAGAAAUCUCAUACUGCAAGACGGCAAAAACUACAAGUACAAUUACAAUCACACGAGCCCCAGUUCCCGGAAGAAGCAAGAAGCCGCCAAAAAAGCCCUCACUGACGAUAACGAUGCUUCCAGUAAGACCCCAGCCCCAUUGCCCAUCUGCACCGAAUGCCUGGGCACGGAGUCGAAAAACCGGAACGGAGUGCCCGAAAAAUUGAGCGCCUGUUCCGAAUGCGGGGCUCUCGUGCACCUAACCUGCACGUCGGCGGGGCCCGAACUGGCCGCCCUGCUGUCAAAAGGGGGCAAAUGGUUUUGCGAGGACUGCAAAACCUGCGAUGGUUGCGGCAAUUCGGGGGUUUCGACUUGUUUGCUGUGCUGCUGCAGCUGCGAGCGGAACUACCACGUGGACUGCUUGGACCCCCCGGCGGAGAAGAAGCCCAAAUGUCCGUGGCGGUGCCGGCACUGUUUGGGCCACCACGACAAGUCGAAAAAGGGGGAGGUGAGCAGUAACGUGAAGAAAAAAAUGGAAAAAGUUCGCGAGAAAAUCAAGGAGAAGAGUCAGAAGUCGAAAGAGGGGAGCAGUCCGGCCGGGGCGAUUACGACGACACCGUCCGCGAAGGGUAACCGGAAGAGUCGGAUACCAGCGACUCCGCAGCCCCUUGACAGUGACAGUGAUAACAGCGACAGCGACAAUGAGGGUACGCCAUCCCCCGCCACUUCACAACAUCAUCAUCUCCAAACUCCAGCCUCCCAUGUCCAUUCCCCCAUUACCACCACCACCACCACUACAACAACCAACACUGACCGCCUAGAAACCUCCGAUAGAAUGUCGAAAGAGAAACAAAAGUUCUUCAAAUCGUCGGCGUUCAACCCCGAUAAGAAGAAACAACAAGACAAGACAAAAAAAGUCAGUCGGACGCAACAGACUAAUAAGAAAGCGGAAGUCGAGACUAAGCGAAAGCAAAAGAAAAUCGUGUCUUCCAGUUCGGAAUGUUCGAGUAGUAGCGAGGAGGAGACGAGCACUACCGACUCGGACACUGAUUCUUCCGUCGAACCGUCGACCACGCGGUCCAGUAUCAAAAUACCGAGCAUUUUUACGAGCAACACCAAAAAAAUGGAGACUUUUGGUAGCAUAAGCGGUAUUACGAUGGACAAAGACAAGCCGUGGGGCUUCGCAGUGGCGGCUGCCGAAGCCAAGAAGAAGGAACUGGCGAGUAAAGAACCCCUCACAUUCGCCAGUUUCAAGAACCAAACGUUUGGUUUCGAAAGUAACAAAAGUUUUUUUCCGUCGCUGGUCGACGAGAAAAGCUCUAGCAAUUCGAGCAGUAGCUUAGAUAAGACGAAGCCCGGCUUCGGGCAAUUGCGGGGUUUGUUCGACGGUUUGAGCCACCUUUUCGCCGCCGCCACCGAAAACCGGUCGAGAAACUCGACCCCGAAUUACAACCCCAAUCGGCGGCCGAAAAAGGACGAUGACGAAGAGUCCGAGAAGAGUCGCAAACGUGCAAAUCCCACUCCUCCCGCCCCCCAAUUCCAGUCCAGAAAGGUGUCCAAAUGUCCUCCGCUAUCGUCUUCCCCUUUCUCUUCCUGUCAAGAGAGCCACCAGCCGAUGACGCCUUCUAACCUCGUUAAGACGGCCGUUAAUUCGAAACGUCACGAGCUAGAAAGAAGGAAAAUUAAAAGCGAAGCAGGGUUGGGUACGGUCGGGUUCGGACAUAAUUUCGAGGAUGCUCGAAUGAAAAAACGCAAUCUUAUUGCCGAGGCCACACAGACAAACCAUCCGUUGUCGGUGCCGCCGACGCCGAUUGCCAACAAUCAGACCGACGAAAUCAAACCGCCGCAACUGCCGCCAGGUGUGACGCAAAAAGACGUCGAUUUGUUUAAAGAAACGCGAGAAAAGGCCAAUGCGACGACGGCCCUCCUACCACCCGGAACACCCUUCGUUACGUCACCCUCGCUGGUGAUGUCGUCGCAAGGCCGUUGCCCCGCCGCCAUAGAAUUCGGAAAAUACGAAAUACAAACGUGGUACUCCAGCCCCUUCCCGCAGGAAUACGCCAGACUACCCAAACUGUUCCUGUGCGAAUUCUGCCUCAAAUAUACCAAGAGUAAGGCGGUUCUCGAACGCCACCAAGACAAGUGCACCUGGAGGCACCCGCCAGCGACGGAAAUCUACCGAUGUGGCGACCUAUCGGUGUUUGAAGUCGACGGGAAUGUUAACAAAAUCUACUGUCAGAAUCUCUGUCUCUUAGCCAAACUUUUCCUCGACCAUAAAACGCUCUACUACGACGUGGAGCCAUUCCUAUUUUAUGUUUUGACGAAAAAUGACAAGAAAGGGUGCCACCUUGUCGGUUAUUUCUCAAAAGAGAAGCAUUGUCAGCAGAAAUAUAACGUUUCGUGUAUCAUGACAAUGCCUCAGUACCAGCGACAAGGUUUCGGCCGAUUUUUGAUCGAUUUUAGUUACUUACUGUCGAAGAGAGAGGGACAGCCGGGAACCCCCGAAAAACCACUCUCCGACCUCGGACGAGUCUCGUAUUACGCUUAUUGGAAGUCGGUGGUACUCGAAUACCUCCACGCACACCGCAAUGCUAAGUUAAAACUGACAGAUAUAAGUAAAGAAACGGGGAUGUACUGCCACGACAUCGCUCUUGCCUUACAACUGCUCGGGUUCGUUCGGUGCGUUUCGACCGAAACCGGCCGAAAACCAGUGCUUUGCAUCGAUUGGGCGAAAGUCGACAGUCACGCGGAACGCGUCUCUAAAAGUAAAACUAGGAUUAAAAUCGACGCCGAGUGUCUCAGAUGGACACCGCUCCUGACAUCAACCGUAAAUCCAUUCAGGGAAGAAAAAUCCGACGGCGAAAAAGAAUCAACACCGGCGGAAACUGCCGAUAUUGUAAUCCCCCAGCCCGAGAAAAUCAUAAUAGAAACGCAGCAAGGAGUCAAAUUGAAGAAAGGGCGCAAACGAAAAAUUUCCACCGCGCCAAAGACGCCAAAAGUGGCCAAAAGCGAGCCCAAGACACCUCAAGUCACGCCUAAUAAUCCGACUAAGGAAGAGGUGGAAAUAACGUCGUCGGGUCGCAGAAGAACGAGGCCUAGCAAAUACAACGAAACGACAUUCGCCGACGUCAAGCCUAAAAACCACGAAAAUAAUAAACGCAAACGUAACGAUACAUCCGAGCCGGAAGUAGCCGAGAAGAAGAUGAAAGUCGAGCCGGAGGUAAAACUUGUCAAGUGUGACGAAGAAGUCGCAAAGACCCAACCGAAAGAAACACAAAGGCCGAAGCGGAACGUCGGCGGUAAUAAAGAAAAGGUUGCGGGUGAGAGGUGGUCACAAAGACGCGUCAAGAAACAACAGGAGAAGAAGGAAGAAGUGGAAGAGAAGGAGGAAAGUGUCGAAAAACCGGAAAAGAUUGAAGUGGAAGCGUCUCCAGCACCGGUCAAGACUCCAAAACCGAGGAAGAAGCGGCCGUUUGUGAAAACCAAAACGAAGAAACAGUUGACGUUGCCUGAACUUAUGAAGAACAAGCUUCAACACAGGGAGAGUGAAAGUGAGAGUUUGGUGUCGGAAAAAUCGGAGGAUGAGGAAACCACGAAGAAGGAAGUUGUUAAUAAUGAGAAGGUUGAGGUUCGAGUGAAAAAUACGAAGAUCAAUAGGAUUUCGACCGAGGAGGAUUCGAGUGCUGAGGCCGAUGAUGAGAUGGAGAAGGAUGAGUUGGCGCCGAAGGCUUUCGAAGUUUCGCCUAAUACCAAAUACAAGUUGCCUAAGAGUAGUCCUACGAAAGAGAAGGUUGAAGCGGUUAGAAAAGAUUUACAAAAGGUUGAGGAGAAGGAAGUUGGGAAGGAGCCAGAGAAAGCGAAGUCGCCUCAAGUUUAUUCGUCCACGACCUCGGAAUCAGAGACUGAGAUUGACGGGCAGAAAAUCAAGACGAUACAUAAGGAAAUAUUGGAGAUUUCCAAAAAAGACGUUUUGGUUGAUAAUCAGAUUAAACAGGAAGAAGUAACUAAAAGUGAGGAGAAGGCCGAGAUUAAGCCGGUCGAAGCUACUAGUCAAAAGAGUGAAGAAGCACCUGUGGAGAAAGUCGCGGAUCAAUCGAUUGAGUUUGAUAGAAAAUCGUCUGAUAUGGAUAUUGAAAAAAUCGAUGACGAUCGAAAUAAAAUCGUUGUUCAAAAUGCGGUGCCGACUUCUUCACCUAAAGGACAGCCGUCACCGAACAUUGUUGAGGAAAAACCGAAAGUUGUUGAAGAAAAACCGAAAAUUGAGCCUGAACCUCAACCGUCUAAACCCAAACCUGAACCGGUCGUAGAGGAAAAGAAAGUUGAGACAAAACCACCGACUCCACCUCCUGAAACUAAAACCGUAAUCACGGAAAAGAAACCGCCGAAAAUCGAACCCCCUAAAGCACCCGAACCAGUUCCUGAAACCAAAACUGUAGUUCCGGCGGUACAAAGUGAACCGAAACCGAUUAAAGAAAAAGAUGUGAAUCCCAAAACUCAAGCUGUUGCCAAGACUGAACCCAAGCCUAAACAUGAGGAAAAGCGGCAUCACGACAAACCCAAACCGGCCAAAGUACAACACGUCGAAAACGAGAGUCUUUUGGCUAAAACCGACUUUAGUAUGAGUGCGGCGGCUCAGAACUACCACCACAUGUCUCAAGCUCAGUACAAUCAAUGGCAGUGGGGUUUAACCUGGGAUAAGUCGAUUUAUUACGACCAUAAACGAGAAUAUGCCGGUUAUCCCAUGCCUUUACAAUUCCCUCCUUUGGAAAUGUUGCCCAAACAACAACUUCCCAGUUGCGAGAAAGAAAAACCCAAAACACACCGACACGAGUCGAAACAGAGCAGUAGUAAGAGUUCCAAAGAGAGCAAAAGCGAUAAAACUUCGCCCAAAAAGGAGGAGAAAACAAGAGAAGCGAAAAACUCGUCGUGUUCCGUGAAAACGGCCCCACUUCCGGAAAAACCGAUCCCCCCGUGCCCAGUUCCGGAAAAACCGAAGCACAAAGAGGAUGAGAAAUUGGAGAGUGUGGAGCUGUCGCAACAACAACCACCACAACAGCAACCCCAGCAACAGCCCCACCAACAACAACCAAUGACCACACCUUCGAUCAAACACACACCUCCGACUCCUUCGUCCGAGAUUCCUUCAAUGGGAGUCUACACACCUGAUUCCACGACAAAUUCCGUGCAUAGUUUGCACUACGGUCAGUGCGAUCUCGACGUUGCUCAAUUAGGUCUCGAAUCACCGGCGUCCAUUUCCAGCGAUAUGGCGUCACAAAAUUCGGUCGAACCGGUGAGACCGCCGUCGGUUUUACCGGUUAGUAUCGCCCAACAACAACCACAAACUAAUUAUGAUUGUACCGUGCAACAUAAUUUGCAACAGCAGAGUGGUCUACAGGUACAACAGAACGCGACCGUACCGGCUUCGAGCCCCACAGUGAACCCCACUCCGAUGCAAAUGCCCCAACAAAACACGCACCAAUCGGGUUCAAGCAAACGCCAAAUGCAACAGCCCCGAAACCGGUCUAGCACCCCAUCGGCCAAUAAACAACAGUCUAGUAUGAAACUGGCCUCUCCUGCUCAACAGCACGCCUCCGUCCAACAACAGCAACAGCAAAGCCGGCAACGAGCCACGCCCCCUACUGUCCAAACCCACCAACACAUGUUAGCCAGUCCCACCCAGAACCAGCAAGUCCAACAUCAGAUGCAACAACAGCACCACAUGCACCAUCAAGUCGCCAUGCACCAGAGCUACACCCACCACGCCCAACUGGGGGCGUCCCCAAUGCAUCAACACCCCCAUCAUCCCCACCAUUCCGUCAUUAAUUCAGGGAAUUACAUCCCGGUGGCCGUCAGUACCCAAGGAUUCCCGGCGCAAGGUACCAGCACUUACGUGAGUGUGCCCAUGACGACGGUCAUCCAGCACCGGAUGAGUGCCCAACAAACCCAUCAAAAGCUGGCCCCAUCGCCGUCGUGCGCCGUCACCACGGGAACAAACUUCUACAUCCAGACCAAUCCGCAUCCACAUGCACACACCCCCACUCCCGCCCCUACACCAGUCCCGACGGCAACUUUGCAAGGCCCCGCCCAGCCAGGCCAAUCGAGUUGUAGCCUCGCCAAAUUGCAACAGUUGACGAAUGGGUUGGAGAUGAUGCCACCUAAUUCCUGUAGUACGAUGACUCCGCCUCCAUCGGCAAUGACACUAUCGCCGCCUCCGACGCACCACCCACAUGCCACGAUGACGCCGCCCCCCACGCACCAAAUGAUCCAGAAUCAGACCGUCCGGAACCUGGCGCCGUCGCCGUCCGGGAUCCAGCCGCAAGUUCUGAGUUACCACAAGUAUUACCAACCGAACAUGAACGUGAAUCAGUUGGGAGGGGCGGUCACGCCGCCGAUUGGCCAGAAUUUGGGGCGGUCCCGGAACGCGACAAACGUCCAGCAUAUGCAGACGACGUCGAGUCGGGUUAGCCCGAAUGUGGCGGCGUUGAACCCCAUGUAUAACUCGCUGAAUGGGUACAGGAUGGCGGCGCAACAGGGGCCGGGAUCCGUGUCGGGGUACAUAACCAACACAGCGGCUGGGUUUAUAAAUAACGCCCAGAUUCCCAUGCAGAUGGGCGUGAUGAACAUGGCCCAGACCCAGUACCAGGACCCUGCGGCCAUCCAGAGGGCACAACAAAACACCAUGUACUACGGGUACAUCAACAGUGGGCUGAUGCAGCCGCUGAAUGGCACGAUGAGACGUUAAGUGACUACCAGUGAUAAUGAUUUUCGUUUGUUUGAUAUGCCUUAACUGGUUACGGCGGUUUUUUUCUCUAGGGCUGUGCGGCUUAGUUGAUCUGAUUCAAUGUUGUUCAAGGUGACACCUUGGUUUAUUUGUUAUUUAUUUGAUCGUCCAGAUCAAAAUGCAGAUUUUAUUGAAACCGGAUAUUUUGUAAGAUUUUUUAAAUGUUUAAGGACAAAAAUUGAGACGUUUUUGAACGCUUAUUUAGUGAGUAAGACUUGGAACGGUUAACGCAUUGUGUACAUUUUAAUGAGAGUAUUAAUUUAUUUCGAAACACUUGCUGUAAGAUAUUGUAAAUUUUGUGAAUAUAAUUAAGUAACAUUUAAACAGGGAAAGGUUUUGAGCAGAUAGUCUUAUUUCAACAUUGUUAACUCGACUAAUACUUGUUUUUCUCAUUUUCUUGUAAAUUGCAAUAGAUUUAGUGAUAAUCAAAACUACAACUAAUUAAUAAAAUAGUCUAAGUGUUUGAUGUUUUUAUCACUUAUUUUUAUUUCGUGUAGCACUGUGAUUAGAUUUGUUAGCUUGUUUCUUUAACAUUGUGUAUGAGCAGUUUCGCUGUAUAUUCAAAUUUGUAUAACUACAUGAUAUUAAAAAAUGUUAGUUUUUA